Messenger RNA from Jatropha curcas, 1606 nucleotides. Its product is annotated as UDP-glycosyltransferase 74B1. Gene Ontology annotation, molecular function: quercetin 7-O-glucosyltransferase activity; quercetin 3-O-glucosyltransferase activity. NCBI's taxonomy places the organism in Eukaryota, Viridiplantae, Streptophyta, Magnoliopsida, Malpighiales, Euphorbiaceae. The record is from RefSeq and is a predicted model, not a curated record.
AAUUAGGGAUUUUCAUUUCAAGCAUUAAAUCAUUGCCUAUAAAUAGCUCUUCAAAUCAUUAUCCAAAGAACCCAAAAUAACAACAGUUAAAACAAAGGCAAAUGGCUAAACUAAAAUGCCAUGUAAUUAUUGUGGCUUAUCCUGCUCAAGGUCACAUAAACCCUCUUCUUCAAUUUGCUAAGCGCUUAGCCUCCAAAGGACUGAAGGCCACUCUUGCCACAACCCCUUACACUAUCAGCUCAAUCCAAGCUUCCCCUGCUGUGGGUAUUGAGCCCAUUUCUGAUGGCUUUGAUGAAGGUGGCUUCAAUCAAGCUUCAAGUGUAGAAGCUUAUCUAGAAUCAUUCAAAACAACUGGUUCAAGAACCCUAACUGAGCUUAUCUUGAAAUUCAAUGCCACAGGGUUUCCUAUUAGUUGUAUUGUGUAUGACUCUUUGUUGACUUGGGUUCUUGAUGUGGCUACAAGGCUUCGGGUAUAUUCUGCUCUGUUUUUGACUAACUCUGCUUCUGUGUGCUCUAUGUAUUGGCAUUUUGACAAGGGUGUUUUGGAUUUUCCUGUCAAGAAAGAAACUUUGCCUGUCUCAUUCCCUGGCCUUCCUCCACUAGGUUUCUUCGAUUUGCCAAGUUUUCUUGCAUUUCCAACAAAUCACUCUGCUUAUUUGGAUGCUGUCUUUGAUGGCUUUCACUGUUUAGAUGAAACUGAUUGGGUGUUCUGCAACUCCUUUGAAGACCUGGAGAUUGAGCUAGUAAAAGCCAUGAACGGCCUAUGGCCAGUAGUGAUGGUUGGUCCAAUGGUGCCAUCAGCCUAUCUAGACCAACAAAUUGAUGGAGAUACAGCUUAUGGGGCAAGUCUAUGGGAAACAGAAACUGACCAGUGCCUGAAAUGGCUAGACACAAAACCAUCACAGUCGGUGAUAUAUGUGUCUUUUGGAAGCAUGGCAAACAUUUCAGCCAAACAGGUUGAAGAAAUGGCAUGGGGUUUGAAAGCAAGCAAUAGGCCUUUCCUAUGGGUUAUUAAGGAAUCAGAAAAUAAGCUACCUGUUGAUUUUCUAGACUCAGUAGGCGAAAUAGGGCUGGUUGUGUCAUGGUGCAACCAACUAGAAGUUCUAACUCACCAAGCUAUUAGAUGCUUUGUUUCACAUUGUGGAUGGAAUUCUACAUUGGAGGCGUUAAGCGUUGGCGUGCCAAUGGUAUGUGUGACGCAGUGGAGCGACCAGCCAACCAACGCCAAGUUUGUGGAGGAUGUGUGGAAGGUGGGAGUAAGAGGUAAGAAAGAUGAAGAGGGAAUUAUAACAAGAGAGGAACUUGAGAAAUGUUUAAAGGAAGUUAUGGGCGGAGAAAGGAAUCGAGAAAUUAAGACAAACGCAUAUAAAUGGAGAGAUGCUGCGAAGAAAGCUGUUAGUAUGGGUGGAAGCUCAGAUACAAACAUUAAUCAAUUUGUAUCCAAGUUGCUAAUAGGCAAGGAAGCAGAAUUGUCAUUUUGCAGCAAAUAGCAGAAAAUACAGAAUAACGGAAACAUGAAACGUGUAUCAUGGAAAACAUUCCCAUAAAGUAAACCAUGUAAUUUGGAGAAUUUAAAAGAAUACAUAUAACGAUAUUUGCUAAAAAA